Chenopodium quinoa (quinoa) is the source of this 1171-nucleotide messenger RNA. RefSeq lists its product as uncharacterized. The transcript has 7 exons. Lineage: Eukaryota; Viridiplantae; Streptophyta; Magnoliopsida; Caryophyllales; Amaranthaceae. The coding region runs from base 300 to 830 and encodes 176 amino acids. The record is from RefSeq and is a predicted model, not a curated record.
CUACAGAACGGUACUGUACUAAUAUCGAGCACCGGGUUGGAUGGUAAACAUGCUGACAAACACACUCUCGUAAAGUCGAAAGUAAUCAGUUUACAGACCCCGCCUUUAUCGAUGUCGUUUCCCGGCCGAUUCAAUUUUUGAAUUUGCUUUGGCCAUAACCUUAAUUGUUUCAUCUCUCCCAAAUAUCAUCUUCUUCAUCACUCCAUAUUCGAUAAUUUCUUAAACCCUAAGUUUCAGUGUUGAUAUCUGUCACUUCUCUCGAAAUUCUGUAAUAACUCCAGAAACUUUGGAGUUCAUCAAUGGCGAAUUCCGAUGUUACUUCCUCCAACGAGUCCCUGAAGAAAGAGAAUUCGGCGCUAACACAGUCUGCUAAACUUGCGGAACUAAGUGAAUCGAGGACAGAGUUGUUGAGUAGGAUUCAGGGCUUAAAGCAGGAUUUGCAAAAUUGGAGGUCCAAAUUAGAUAAUCAAGUUCAGAGCCAUCGGAAUGAGUUGGUAGAACUCAGGAAGUCUCUGAUUGUUGAAGUAGAUCAACUUCGAUCAGAAUUUCAAGAUCUUAGAACAACGCUGCAGCAACAGCAGGAGGAUGUGACUGCAAGUUUGAAAAUUUUGGGGCUGCAGGAUACAUCUAAGGAUGCUGGAAUUUUUGCACCCAAUCCCAUGGAUGCUGGAACCACUAUGGGUCAUGAAGUUAAUGAUGAAGGCAGUACUGCUGAAAUUAAUGAAUCUGGAAGUUCAAAGGACGAAAUCAUUGCAGAAGAGUCUACAGGAAAUGGAAGUGGUACUGAUCAUCUUUCCUCAUCAGGGAUUGGAGUGGACAUUGAGCAUUAAGUCAAUUAACUUUCGAGAAUUUGGAAAAAAUUUAAAUGAACUCUGAAGGUGAUAUUAGUAUUCUUCAUAGUAUGUGUUCUACGUUUUUCUGUCAUGGUGACACUUUGUUGCCAUGCUAUAUCAGUACUUAGUAGCGAUGCCAUAUCAUUACUCAAUAGCAUAUGAAAGUUAACAGAUCCCAUCCCAAGAUUUGUAGCCUUUGUGACUUCAUUGAGACUAGCUUGUAGCUUUAUGGUGUGACUCUUGGUAUUGUGGUAUCAUUUUUUUUUUUUUUGAAUGAAACCAAGGUAAAGUGCCAUAUAUUAAUUAGUCAAUUUGUGGUAUAAUCCUUUAAUACUACU